GCACCAAAUGGACCAUCAUCGCACAUGCCUAACGAAUCGGUGACACUCGAUCCCGCCGCCGUUACCUAUUCGGCUGGUACUUUCGAGUUCGUCCCCGUGAUUCGAGAUAUUCUUCGCACGCGCUAUUGCGUCCCUGGGUCCAUUUUCCUCGUUGAAGGUCUUGAACGAGCCUCGGUCUCGCGUUCUGGACGAUGGCAGGCUGUACGACUACUCCUCGGUGAUGGAGCCAUCUGCAUUCAGGCUCUUUUAGGGGCGAAUAUGCAUCGGUUUGUUCGGACGGGAGAGGUUGCUUUGGGAGCGUACAUUCAAUGCGAGGUUUUCCAUGCCAAGUGGCAGAAUAUCGAGGAUCGUACUAUGGUAACGCUUGUUGUCGAGGAUCUUGUCACUAUCGGAUGGAACGAAUCGUAUCGAGUUCUUGGGCAGGACCAGGAGCCCGUAACGCAGCCGUACCCAGCGACAUCUGAACAGCCACCUCAAGAGCCAAAGGACAUGCAACCAGAAAAGCCAAAAGCUACGGCCAAGCCUAGGCCACCACACACCGGGGAUUUUGGCUUUAACGAUGAUGAAGAAGCUGCCGAGGAAGCCUUUGAGCCCUUUGAGACUCUUGCGUACCCGACGAAGCCCAAGCCUCAGCAGAAGCCUCGGCAGCCCAUUGCUAUGCCCCGCGACUGGCAUGACCCCCAGACACCGUUGAAGCUCACGACGCUACGGUCCAUCCCGCAUCUCCCAUACAAGCAGAAUUGGUCUUGCAACGUGCUUGCCAUAGUAGCCUCGCUGUCGGACGUGGAGCCAUCCAACCUCCCUCCACACAGGCAGAGGACUGCGCGACUUGCCGACCCCUCCACAUCUAAACAAGUACAUCUGACGGUGUUCCUCGACCCUGAAGAGUUUAAUCCUCGCGUUGGAAGCGCGGUCCUACUUGUUGGAGUUAAGAACCACCGGUUUGAUGGAGGGAGCUUGAAGAAGUAUGAGAGCGAUCGCAAGAAUGGGCGGUGGUGGUUUGAGGACCCGUUGGAGCUGGGAUGGUGCGAUGUGGAGGGAAUCAAGACAUGGUGGUCUGAGGCGACCGAAGCUACAUAG
Fusarium keratoplasticum is the source of this 1080-nucleotide messenger RNA. RefSeq lists its product as uncharacterized. The transcript has a single exon. Lineage: Eukaryota; Fungi; Ascomycota; Sordariomycetes; Hypocreales; Nectriaceae. The record is from RefSeq and is a predicted model, not a curated record. Bases 25 to 1080 code for a protein of 351 amino acids.